This is a messenger RNA of Melanaphis sacchari, 7969 nucleotides long. RefSeq lists its product as uncharacterized. Gene Ontology annotation, molecular function: zinc ion binding; SNARE binding. Gene Ontology annotation, biological process: endoplasmic reticulum to Golgi vesicle-mediated transport; COPII-coated vesicle cargo loading; intracellular protein transport. Gene Ontology annotation, cellular component: COPII vesicle coat; endoplasmic reticulum exit site. The record is from RefSeq and is a predicted model, not a curated record. The transcript has 17 exons. The coding region runs from base 666 to 7865 and encodes 2399 amino acids. NCBI's taxonomy places the organism in Eukaryota, Metazoa, Arthropoda, Insecta, Hemiptera, Aphididae.
GCACACGCACGUCACGCACACAAAUGCGAGAAAAUAGAUAGCGCAAAACGGAGUCCAAAAUCCUAAUCGGCAAUCGUAACAAUAAUUUAUGUCGCGACAAACGAAAUAGGCCAUUUACGAAUAUUACAGUAGUCGGUAUUUAGUAUUUACUGUUUAAUGACGUUGCCGCAAAAAAUAUCUCCGUCAUUAUUGUACAUUAUUUUAACUCGACAUUAAACAACGGUCACCGAAAUCGUCGUCGUCCGUAGGCACUUGCUGUACGCGCGGAGCUCUGAUACGUUUGAUCUAACGUACCAUCGUCAAUUGUUCGCGCUCCGUGUACUCGUAUGACCGUGUAGACGUUGACAUCCGCCGACGUGUUUUCGUACAGUAUUCCGGGAAACAGAAAAUUGCCACAUCCCUUCGUCAUUAUCAUCGUGACGGAACGGAGAUAAUACGGUUUAGGUAGCGGACGGUGCGUGUAAAUUUCGAGUACAGGCAUGUUGUGAUAUAUAUUCGAGUGGUUGGUGGACGGAUACGGUGUUUUGCUUACGUGAUUAGAUUUUUUCUAUUCUCUCCUUUCUGGUGACCAAGGAACCUUGAGCUACAUACCGAGUUGACAAACUGUGUCAAGUUCAUAUGCCCUGGACGUUUUUCAGGUUUACGAUUUAAAUCUUGGCUUCACCAUGGAACACAGAUACAACUAUUUCCAGCAAAACCCCAAUUCUCUUGUUAAUGGACAGCCAGCGUUUAACCGACCGUCUGCUGAUGGGAUUCAAUCAACCAAUAAUUACUCAGGAAGCAUACCAUCCACUUCUCCUUCAAAUCAAUCACCAUUUCAUGAAAAAAUGCAUUCAAAUCCUAAUAAAGUUCCAUUGAUGAAUAAUCAUUUAUAUCAAAUGGAUUCUGCUAAUCAACCACCACGUUCAUCUGGGCCACCUAGGACUAAUGCUAAAGGAAUUUAUGAAAAUACUCAGUCUUCAAUCUCAAAUGUUUUAAGUCUUACUCAAUCAAAUAAUGCUGACAACUAUACAAUAAAUCCAGACUUUCAGCUUCAACCUCAUCUUACUGCUUUGUUACCACAGCAAUCUAAAAAAGUACCAGAAUUGUAUCCAGUAGGUAAAUACAAUACUAGUAAAGGAUCCAUAGCAGAAAAUAUGAAUACAAAUUAUUUUUCUUCAAAUAAACCUUAUCCUGAGCCCAAAAUUAUUGAGUAUGAUUUGGAAGAAACAUCUACUGAAAGUUCACCUCAACAUACUUCUUCAUUAUACUCUGAAAGUACAGAUCAAGAUUCAGAAAGUACACAUCCGAAUAAUAUAUUUCCUAGGCAUAUAUUGAAUAAAAGUACUGAGUGUCAUGUUACGAAGGAAUCAAAAACAAUUUCAACUCCAAAUCAAGAGUUUCCUGUACCUAGCCAAUUUGCUGAUUUUAAUCUUGAGAAAAAUGAUAGUGUUGAUGAUCACCAACAUUCCAUCUUACAUAGUGCUUAUAAUCAAGAUGAUGAAAUUAUCGAAGACAUUCCUUUAUUUGAUAAUAUUAAUCCAAAUGAAAUAGAACCUGGCUUAGAAAAUCAAGAAAAUAUUGAAUCUCAUUUUAAUGAACAAAGUUCAAACAUGCCAAGAGCUCAAACAUUUGGAUCGUAUGCUACUAAAGAAAAUUUUGAACAGACAAAAUAUAACUAUGAAAAUAAACAAAGUUUAUCUUCUUCUGUUUAUAGUAACACGAAUAACUACUCGUCUUAUUAUGAUGAUAAAUCUUCAAACGCUCAAAAUUCUUCUCAGAUUAAUAAAGAAUUAUAUUUUAAUCAAGCAAAUGCUUUGACUCAGCCUAGUUCAUCAAAUAGUUCAAUUUUACAACACUCACAAAGAAAAGCAAUAUUUCCUUAUGACAAUACCGAACUGUUUAAAGAUCAUCACGUAUCAUCAAGUAUUCAAAAUUAUAAUGAUGAUUUUAACUCAGAAAAUUUUAAUCAACAAAACAAAUACAUUCAACACGAUAUUCAAAAAUCAAAUGUUCCUCCAGUUGAUUCUGUAUUACAAUACAAUAUUAAUAGUAAUACACAAGAUAAAAUAGUUUUAAAAAAUGAUGAAAUAAAAACUUCAAGUGUUGAUGCAUUAAAAAACCAGACUAUGAAUUCUUGUGCUACUAAUUUGUAUAAUCAACAAAAUGAACAGGUUAUUGAAUCUAUUAGCCAGCAAUCAAUGUACAAUUCUUCAAAACCGCCUGCAUCUGAAUUGUUGAAUAAUAGUCAACCUACAAUUAGCAAAGAGUUUAUAGCUCACAGUUCAUCAUUAAUAUCUACUCAGUCUUUUGGUUCGGCGAAUUCAGCUACCAUUGCAGCUCCUUUAAGUUCAUUUUCUGUAUCUGAAGGAGAAGUUCAAGAUAACCAGAAUACACAACAUCAAAAAUCUGAUGAUCAGGGUAGUAAUUUAUCAAAUUUAUCUAAUAUUGCUAAAAAUAGUCCAACUAUUUUGUUAAAUCAGGACUCAACAAAAGUUGUACAAUCUGAGAUUGAUACUAAACUUUCACAAUCUCCAAUUAGUAGCAUACUUGAAAAUCAACAAGAAACAACAGAUGAUCAAAUUAAACUCAAAAAUAUGCAGUUAAACGAAAAUCAACACGAUGAAGUAAAAUCAAUGUCUCUACCAUCUAUUUCUUAUGUUACUCAGCCUAAUGAUUUAUUUAAUCAUAAGAGUAUGACUUCUCAACUAGAAACAAAAAAUCAAUUUAUACCUCAACAAUCUAUAAUUGAUGAUAAUAUAAAAUUUUCUAAUAAACCUUUAAAUGUUGGUUCCCAAUCAGUUAAUAACCAAAAUGUGACUGUACAACAAUCUGUACCAACUACAAGUCACAGUGUUAGCCAUUAUUUUGAUUCAUCAAAUAUAAAUAAUACAUUUUUAUUUAAUCAACAGUCAUCUAAUUUGCAAUCUAGUAGUCUAUUACAAAAUAUACACACACAGGAUAAACCUAUUGUUUCAAAUAUUCCGACUUCAGAUAAAUCAAACAAUUGUACAGUAUUUUCUAAUGCACAAAAUACCUCAAUAAAGUUGUCUUCAAAUCAGCAACCAUUGUUGAAGAAAAGUGAAUCAGAAAUAGCUGAAAGCUUAAAAUUAGAUUCUGAUCUGUCAUCAAAGGAAAAUUUACAUUUUUCAGAAUCUUUUUCAGCUCAAUCAAAUAAUUUGAAUUUUGAGUCAUUAGAAAAUAAUGAAAUUUUAAUACCCAAUGAUCAAUUUUCCAACAUGGCUAUUGAUAAGCAACAAAUUAUAUCUGAUAAUAAAAUUCAUAUUCAGGAACAAUCAACACCUACUUCUUACUUUACAAAAGACAUAUCUCUUGAUAAAGAAGAACAUCCUAUUGAAUUUAAAAACGUUUCUACUACAUUACUAGACAAUAACAGUUCAGAGCCUAAUUUAGAAGUCGUUAACAAAUUCCAAUCAAUACAAAGUAAACAAACAGAUUUAGCAUCAUUAAAUUCAGAUUUACCAAUAAACCAUGAGGUUUCUCCACUGUCAAUAAGUAAUCAAAUUAUACCAGAUAAUAAGGUAGUUGGUCAACUAGAAGCUAAUCAAUUUCCUUCACAAUAUUUUAGUAAUAAAGUAACAUCAAAUGAAAUUUUAUCAUCAUCUAAUCAGUUACCAACACAAAUAUUCAACAAUCAACCAAAGUUGAAUACUAUACAACCACUUCAAUCAGCUUCAAGUCCGUAUACAACACAACCGUUUAUUAAUCAACCAACAUUAAAUAUUGUUUCUUCAGCACCUAAUCAGUUACCACAAAAAACGUUUGAUAAUCAACCAAAACUUAAUACUAUACAGCCUCUUCAGUCUGCUUCAAAUUUGUAUACAACACAACCAUUUGAUAAUCAACAAACCCCAACAACAAUUCCAUCAGUUUCAAAUCAAUUACCAUCACAAAUAUUCAGUAAUCAACCAAAACCUGAUAUUAUACAGCCUCUUCAAUCUGCAUCAAAUCCAUGUACAACAAAACAAUUUAUUAAUCAACAAACUACAACAUCAAUUUCAUCAGUGUCAAAUCAAUUUCCACCACAAAUGUUCAAUAAUCAACAAACAUCUAAUAGUGUACCCCCUCCUCAGUUUGUAUCCAGUUCAUAUCCAACACCAAUUGUUUCAACGUCAACUAAUUUGACAUCUACAAUGUUUAGUAAUCAACUAGUAUCUAAUAAUGUAUCACCCCCUCAAUUCACAUCAAGCUCAUAUCCAACUCCAACUGCUUCAACAGCCACUAAUCAAUUGCCACCAACAUUGUUUAGUAAUCAAUCAACAUCAAAUACUAUACCUCUUCAGUCUGCAUCAAAUUUGUAUCCAACACAAGCGUUUAGUAACCAGUCAAACCCAAUUAUUGUACCAUCAUCAGGUAUUAAUCAAUUUCCUCCUCAAAUUUUUGAUAAACAACCAAAAUCAGUAGUUAUGUCACAUAAUCAAACCGUAGCAAAGGCGCUUGUAAAUCAACCUGUGAGUUCAGCAUGGCCUUCACCAGCUACUAAUCAAUUUCAACCACAAAUAUUUAAUGGUCCAAUUAAAUCGGAAGCCUCUUCUUUUCAAACAUUAUCUAAUCAGUAUGCGUCACAACCAUUCAAUAACAAGACAAUAUCUAAUAUGAUUCCACCUAUUCCUUCAGCAGCAAGUCAGUUACCUUCACAAAUUUUAAAUAAUCAACCUAAAUCAAAUGUUGGUCCUAUUCAAUCAACAAAUGAUCAGUAUUUAUUCAAGCCAUUUAAUAACCAACAUACACCAACUACCGUUUCAUCAGCUGUUAACCACCAGUUACCAACACAGCUGUUCAGUAAUCAACCUAAAUCAAAUGUUGUCACUCCUCUUCAAACAACAUCAAGCCAGUAUAAUUUACAAGCACCCAAUAACCAACAAACAUCAAAUUUUAUUCCACCGGUUUCAACUCCUCAAAUAUCUACUAAUCAACCUAGAUUAGACGGUGGUUCAUCUAAUAAACUAUCCAGUCAAUAUCAGUCUCAACCACUCAUUAACCAAUCUAUAUCGAGUGUUCCACCAAUCCAACAAACAAUUAAUCAAUAUCCAUCACAACCAUUCAGUCAUCAACCUAAACCAAGCAAUUUCCCAACUUCUCAAACAGUCAAAAAUCAAUAUCCUUCACAACCGUUUACUAAACAAUCGGGUCAACAAGUAUUAUCAAAACAAAAUCUUCAACAGACUUCAAGUUAUCAGUCUUUUAAUCAAUCAAAUUCAAUUCAACCAGUCCAAAAUCAGUGGCCACCAGCUAAUUUUUCAUGUCAAACUACUAACCCAAUGCCGAUGAACACAUCUUCUAAUUUGUCUACUAUGCCUCCCAAUGUUAAUCAACAAAGUCAAAUGCUUGGUACUCAUAUGUUGCCACCAAAUCCAUUGUCUUCAAAUAAUUACUACAAUCAAGUUGAAGGAAUUGGAAAUGUCCAACAGCCUCAGUCUUCAAAUCCCAAUUUACAGUUAGCAUCCAAAGGAUAUCCACCACAAAAUAACACGGGUUUUUCUAGUCAAACUAAUUAUCAGCAACCAAAUGCUCUUCUUAGACAACAAGGAUUUAAUAAUCAACAACAAGAACAGUAUAGACCAGAACUGAAUUCUUCAGUUGUACAACAAGGUUUUUCUAAGACAUGGGGAUAUGACAAUUUGGACUUGUUGAAAUCAAGGGAUGUACUGCCAGGUGACGGAGUUCAACCCCCAGAGAUUAAACUUCCUCAAGGAUAUGCUAAUUGUGAUAAUUGUUCUCCUGAUAUAUUCCGAUGUACAUUAAAUAAGUUUCCAGCUUCAAAGAAUUUGCUAGACAAGAGUCGAUUGCCACUAGGGAUUUUAAUACAUCCUUAUAAAGAUCUUUCACGUUUAACUGUGAUACAAUGUGAAACUAUUACAAGAUGUCGAAACUGUCGUUCAUAUAUAAAUCCAUUUGUUCAAUUUAUCGAUAAUGCCCAUUGGAAAUGUAAUUUAUGUUAUAGAGUUAAUGAAUUACCUGGGGAGUUUCAAAUUGAUCCGUAUACUAAAACACUUGGUGAUCCUUCGAGAAGGCCAGAAAUACAAAAUGCCACUAUUGAAUACAUAGCUUCACAAGAUUAUAUGGUUAGACCUCCACAACCAGCUUUAUAUCUAUUCCUUUUAGACGUAUCACGAACUGCAACUUUAACUGGAUAUUUAGAAAUAGUUUGUGAUCGAAUUUUGAAUAAAAUUAUGGCAGAUGACAUACCUGGUGAUUCCCGAACUAACAUAGGUUUCAUCACGUAUGAUUCGUCUGUUCAUUUUUAUCAAAUAGCAAAUAGUGAUGGAGGACAGCCAAAACAACUUAUUGUUAGUGAUAUAUCUGAUAUAUUUUUACCAUUACCUGAUGGUCUUAUGGUGAAUUUGGAAGAAAAUAAAAUGGCUAUAAAAGAUUUGCUAACUAGUUUACCAAAUAAUUAUAAAGAGUCUUAUAAUACCGGUUGUGCCUUAGGAGCUGCACUUCAGGCAGCUUUUAAAAUAUUAGCUCCACGCGGAGGUCGUGUUACAGUGUUCCAAGCUAGUUUACCAAAUUGUGGGCCUGGUAGUUUAGAACCAAGAGACGAUGGAAACCCCCACACUGGUGAUCGUGUUCAACAUAUGGCUCCAUCUACUGACUUCUAUAAAAAACUAGCACUUGAAUGUAGCGGUGAACAGAUUGCUGUUGAUAUGUUUUUCGUAUCGUCACAAUAUUUAGAUAUUGCCACUAUUUCUGGAAUAUCAAAAUACUCAUCUGGAUGCAUACAUAAUUUCCCUCAAUUUAAUGUUAAAUCUCCAACUACAGUGACACGCUUUAUAAAUUGUUUUGAUCGAUAUCUAUCUCGUAAAAUUGGUUUUGAAGCUCUUUUGAGACUACGCUGUACACGAGGUGUGGCUAUACACUCUUUCCAUGGAAAUUUCUUUGUUCGCUCUUCUGAUUUACUCAUGUUACCCAAUGUUAAUCCUGACAAUGCGUAUGGUAUGCAGUUAUCUAUUGAAGAUAGUUUGGAUGGUGUUUCUGUUGUUUGUUUCCAGGCAGCAUUACUUUAUACUUCUAGCAAUGCGGAACGUCGUAUUCGUGUUCAUACACUAUGCAUACCAGUUACUGAAAAUUUAGAUGAUGUUUUUCAUAAUGCUGAUCAACAAGCAAUAACAUGUUUGAUAGCUAAAAUGGCUGUUGACCGAAGUACAGAAAAAUCAUUAUCUGAUGCACGUGAAGCAUUUUUCAAUGCCAUCUCAGAUUCUUUGUCUGCAUACAAACUUGGUUGCUCAUCGUAUACUGGUCCUGGAACAAUGUUGUCACCACUGUCAUUAAAAGUAUUCCCAUUGUAUAUUCUAGCUACAUUAAAACAUGCUGCAUUUAGAACUAAUCAACCUACUCGACUUGAUGAAAGAAUGUUUAGUAUGUGUCAAAUGAAAAGUUUACCAUUAAACAAUCUUAUUCAAUACAUAUAUCCAGAUUUAUAUCCUGUCUAUGCUUUAGAAGAACAGCCAAAAAUAAAUUAUGAAAAGUUGACAGAAAUUCCUCUUCCACCAGUCAUACAAUUGUCUGCAGAACGUGUUGAAUCCAAUGGUGUCUAUUUAAUGGACGACAGUGAAACAUUAACAAUAUUUAUUGGACAUAGGUGUUCAGAUAAACUUAUACAGCAGUUAUUUGGUUAUGUAAAUGCUAAUUCAAUGCCAGAACUAAUUACUACACUCGCUGAAGUGGACUCUAAACCUUCAUAUUUGUUACGUAGUUUUAUUUCAUAUCUUCAACAUUUUAAACCAUAUCCAUUACCAAUAGAAAUUAUAAAAGACAAUGGACCACAUAAAUUACGUUUUUACAGUCGACUUAUUGAAGAUAAAUUUGAAUCUUCAUUAUCUUACUAUGAAUUUUUACAACGGCUCAGUCAACAAGUUCGAUAAUGAAGUAUCAAUGCUUAAUAUACAUCUACUAAAUGUUUGUUUAUUCUCUUAUAUUUAUUUAUUUGAAUACAAUUAUAUCUAGUUAAGUUUGUAUUUUGUAUAAU